AGUGAUUCUUGAGAAUAGGGACAAAACAGGUCCCAUGGAUAAAGUACAAAAUUUGAAUAAAAUAUACACCAAAUAUAUAUUUUUUAAAUAUCUGACUUAACUAACCUGGGUCAUCUGAGCACAACAAUGUAUGUUUUCCUGGUGUUUGCUGAAUAUUUUUUUAUUUUAAACAUUGUAGUAGGUGAAUGGUGUCUGUAAAAGCCCUUGUCCUGGUGUAGAACUCAAUACAUUAUCAUAGUUUAAAAGAACUAAAAUAAUUAUAUUUAGUUGUCAUAAUAUAUUAUUUUAUAAGUAUUCAAACAACUAACUUCAUAACUAUCAAUGAAUGCAAUUAAAAGUCAUUUAAUGUAUUUUCAAAUUCAAUUGAAAUUGUGUCCUCAGUUUUUGUCAACACCGUCAGACAUAGAAAGAAUGUGAAAAAAAUCAGGCAUUAUUGAAGGGCACCAGAAAUUCUGAGGACCCCAUGACCACUUUCUUUCUCUUCCUGUGCUUGGGGGGAUAAGCAGCUCUGGCUACAAUGGCCAGAGAAAAGCUGUCAGUGGAGGAGCGCAAGAGAAGGAACAGGGAGUAUCAGAAAAGAAGGAGAGAAAAAAUAAAUAGCCAAUCCUGUCACUAUGGACAAAAUCUCCCGCAGAUCACACUUCACACAGGCAUGUUCUACACUGGGCAACAAAAAGCAGGAUUCUGCACAAUCUCGGAGUCAAAGCGUCAGGAUGCUGCAGCCAUAUGGACCUAUAUGGAUCAAAUCCUCACAGAUAUUCACAUCAGAUAUCCGGCUAUAAACACUAUCCACUUUUGGUCUGAUGGUCCAAGCAAACAAUAUAAAAAUAAGAAGAACUUCUUUCUCCUCUGUGUUGUCCCGCAACGUCUGGGAUUUGAGAAAGCUACAUGGAAUUUCUUCCCAACAUCACAUGGCAAAGGCGCUCCAGAUGGCAUUGGGGCGACGGUGAAGAGAUGUGCUGACAGUAUUGUGCUGAGAGGUCAGGAUAUCAUAGAUGGCAAAUUAUUCUUUGACAAGGUGUCCAACAGCUUAAGUGGUGUCAAGCUGCAAUUUGUGACAAAUGAAGAUUUUCAGUCUUAUGACUCUCUCCUCCUGCAAACCCUGAAAUCAAUUCCAGGAACAAGAAACAUUCACCAAGUGCUAGCUCAGGGGAAUGUCAUCCAUUGUAGGUUCCUUUCAUGUUUUUGCGGAGAGCCACAGAUUUGCAAGUGCUUCAGUCCCACCAUUCACUCUUUUGGCAACACAACACAGGACCCAGAUGUCCAUGAAAGUUCAACCACUGCUAAAGUUCAAAAUCCUCUGGAAAUGCUGAUGGAGGAAAUGGAGAAGGAGCCGAGCAAGACACCUAAAGGAACAACAACCCUGAUAGAUCCUUGUGAUGUCCAAAGUGAAGACUGGCUUGUUGUGAUGUAUGAUGGAAAAUGGUGGCUGGCUAAAGCCUUACAAAUUGACAAAGAGCACGAAGAUGUACAAGUGGAAUUUUUUCAUCCUCAUGGACCAACUCUUAGCUUCAAGCAAAAACAAGGUCGUCGGGAUAUCUGCUUUGUGCCAUUUUCGGAUGUCCUAGUUAGGCUGAGAAAACCAUCCUCACCAGUCCGCACAAGCAGCACCAGGGGUGUAUACCGCAUUUCACCAGCUGUUAUGGAUUUUAUUGAAGGAGAAUAUGUGACACGUCUAUUGCCUGGGGAUUAAAUAU
Xiphophorus maculatus (southern platyfish) is the source of this 1697-nucleotide messenger RNA. RefSeq lists its product as uncharacterized. Bases 518 to 1693 code for a protein of 391 amino acids. The transcript has 2 exons. The record is from RefSeq and is a predicted model, not a curated record. NCBI's taxonomy places the organism in Eukaryota, Metazoa, Chordata, Actinopteri, Cyprinodontiformes, Poeciliidae.